Hemibagrus wyckioides is the source of this 2252-nucleotide messenger RNA. Its product is annotated as major histocompatibility complex class I-related gene protein-like. Gene Ontology annotation, cellular component: external side of plasma membrane. Gene Ontology annotation, biological process: immune response. NCBI's taxonomy places the organism in Eukaryota, Metazoa, Chordata, Actinopteri, Siluriformes, Bagridae. The record is from RefSeq and is a predicted model, not a curated record. The coding region runs from base 133 to 1002 and encodes 289 amino acids. The transcript has 7 exons.
AGCUUCUGUAUUUCUGGGAGUUCCUGUUCUAAUGUAGUAAAACUGAAAGAUAUAUUCCUGGAACAGAGUUCUAACUGUGUUAAUGCUGUAAAUAAGUUUUAACCAAAUUAAUGCUCUACAGGAUCCUUAAAGAUGGAUUUAAAGAAAAAAGUCUGCAGAAUGAAGCAGAUUUCUGUCCUUCUGGAAGUCCUGUUCUUCCUCCCCAUGAGUUUUCCUCAGGUUUCUGCAGACACACACUCUCUGCAGUAUCUCUACACUGCACUCACACCAGGAAUAAAUUUCCCAGAGUUCACUGCUGUUGGUCUGCUGGAUGGAGAGCAGUUUUUGUACUAUGACAGUAACAUCAGGAAGAUGAUCCCAAAGACGGAGUGGAUGCAGAAGAUCAGGACUCAUUAUCCAGAUUACUGGAAAAACCAGAAACAUCACAUGCGGAGUGAUCAGGAGAAACUCAAACAGCUCCUGCUUACAGUAAUGAAAGACUUUAAACACACUGAAGGAGUUCACACAUUCCAGAGGAUGUACGGCUGUGAGCUCUAUGAUAACGGCACCACUAGAGGACACGAUCAGUUCGGUUAUGAUGGAGAAGAUUUCAUCAGUCUGGAUCUGAACUCUGGAAACUGGACUGUAGAUAAACCACAAGCUGAAAUCUUCAAGAAGAUGUGGGAAAAUGAUCCUGGUUUUACUGUGGACCAGAGGAACUACCUGGAGAAGGAGUGUAUCGAGUGGUUAAAGAAAUUUGUGUCUUAUGGCAGAGAGAUUUUGGAGAACGACGGUUCUCUGUUCACUAAAUUUCUGGAGACCAACGAAGAGGAGGUGGAUGUCUCCUGGAGACUGAACUGGAGUCAGUAUCAGUAUUCAGUAAUCAAUAUUUCAGUUGCUGUUCUCAUCUUCACUGUCUCUCUUUGUGGAUUUGUCAUUUGGAUGAAAAAGCAGAAGGACACACAUGCUCUAACUCCAGGCAGCCCCAAUGCCUCCUCUAAAUUAUAUAUACCGGACUUUUAGGUCUUUUAAGUCCAGCCAUGUUCCUGAAGAAAUGAGAGAGAGAGAGGAGGAAAGAGAGAUGAAGAAGGACUUUUUACUAGCAUUUUUUUUUUUUUACUAAAAAAGCAUUUUUACUAGCUUUGAUUAAGGCAGUGGACCACCACUGUCCAAGUUCACGUCCAGGACUAGCCGAGAUCGAGUCGAGGACAAAGUCAAGUUUGAAACCUAAGAAAACAAAACUGAGUCAAGAUCAAAAUCCACAGUUGGCUUUAUUUGUUCAUUGCAUCAGUCAUUAGGCUGUUUUCUAGGGAAAUGUUUUAUUUUACAUCAAACUAUUUUGAUCUGAAAAACUGAGACAAUAUGAAUUUUUAUUUUUAAGUCCUACAGCCCUAUACAAAACAUUCAGAACCUAUUAACACCCCUUCAUUUUUCACAUUUUGGCCUUCAGUCUACACUCCAUACACCAGAAUGACAAAACAAAAGCCAGUUUUAUGCUAAAAAAAGCCCUGGAAUAUCACACUGAUAUAAUUGUUCAGACUCUGUGCUAUAUGACUUCAGCCCUAAAGCUCAGUGGUUUUUCAGUGAUGGUUGACCUUCUGCAAGCUUCGCCCAUGUCCACACAUGACCUCUGGAGCUCACCCAGAAUGACCAUCAGGUACUUGGUCACUUCUCUUACCUUGACCCUUCGCCACUGCUUGCUCAGUUUGCUGGUAAUCAGCUCUAGUAAGUAGCUCUAGAGUCCUGUUUGUUCCAAACUUCCUACAUUUAAGCAUUAUGGAGGUCACUGUGCUGUUUGGGACCUUCAAUGCAGCAGAAACUUUUCGUAGCCUUUCUCAGAUCUGUGCCUCGACACAAUCCUGUCUAUCUUUAAACAGUUUGAAAAGGUUCCUUAUGGUAUAUUUUACUUUUUAAUGUGAUAUUUUUUUUUACUUGGGUUUUCUCUAAUGUGGUGUAAUUCAUGUAAAAGUAAGUGUUCAUGUCCUUUUUGGGGUCACUGGAUGGUGACUAAGAAAGUGUUCCCAGCUUGAGAAUGGCUGCUGAUGCUGUAGGUCUGCAACAAGCUGAUGUCUCCACCUAAAGCAGCAGACAGGAUAUCUAACGCAUCAGACAUUCUAAUGUAUCUACACUGCCAUCAUUUUCUUGCCAUCAGUUUAUCUAAUGUAUCUAGACUGAACUGGGAUAGUGGCACCUUUAAACACAUUUAUUUUGUAUACUUUGUAUAUUUUAUUAAAAUGGUACAGUUUUGUAUUCCGUUCAUUAUUUUUCUGUUA